GAAAAGAAAAAUUUAUAACGGAAAUCCUUUUUGUUGACAAGUGACGGCUGGAGCUGAGUUCCACCAAUAGGAGUUCAGCUUGAGGAUCCGGUAGGGUAUAUAUUGGGACUAUAGUGAGUUUAACAUCAUUCGAUAUUUUUUAAAUUUCUGAAACUCAUUCGAAAAUGACUGGUCGCGGCAAAGGAGGAAAAGGACUCGGCAAGGGAGGCGCCAAACGUCAUCGCAAAGUUUUGCGUGACAACAUCCAGGGAAUCACCAAGCCGGCCAUCCGUCGUCUUGCCCGUCGUGGUGGUGUCAAGCGAAUCUCUGGUCUCAUCUACGAGGAGACCCGCGGUGUGUUGAAGGUGUUCCUUGAGAACGUGAUUCGUGACGCCGUCACCUACACUGAACACGCCAAGAGGAAGACGGUGACGGCCAUGGAUGUCGUCUACGCAUUGAAACGCCAGGGCCGCACUCUGUACGGUUUCGGCGGUUAAAUCUUUUCUAGCUAU
Molecule: messenger RNA, 491 nt
Organism: Daphnia pulex (common water flea)
Lineage: Eukaryota; Metazoa; Arthropoda; Branchiopoda; Diplostraca; Daphniidae
Product: histone H4
Exons: 1
Coding region: 165-476 (103 amino acids)
Biological process (GO): nucleosome assembly
Cellular component (GO): nucleosome
Molecular function (GO): structural constituent of chromatin; protein heterodimerization activity; DNA binding
Source: RefSeq, a predicted model, not a curated record